CUCUCUGCUGUCUUCUGCCUUUCUACAUAUCAUACAAGACUAAUACUAUCUAAUUUUCCACCAUGGGUAUUGCUGCUGUUGAAGCUCAACCAAAAUAUCAUGUUCUUGCUGUUGAUGACAGCGUUAUUGACAGAAAGUUGAUUGAAAAACUCCUUAAAACUUCUUCUUAUCAAGUUACUGCUGUGGAUUCUGUGAGCAAGGCCUUGGAAUUCUUGGGGUUGUUGCACGAAGAAGAUGAGAGAAAUUCAGAAUUUUCUUCUGUCCAUUUGAUUAUCACAGAUUAUAGUAUGCCAGGAAUGACUGGUUAUGAUCUUCUAAGAAAAAUCAAGAAAUCUGCAUCAUUAAAAGACAUUCCAGUUGUGAUGAUGUCGUCGGAAAAUAUUCCUUCAAGAAUUAACAGAUGUUUGGAAGAAGGAGCUGAAGAAUUCUUUCUGAAGCCAGUUCAAUUAUCAGAUGUAAACAAGCUCAAGCCUCAUCUCAUGAAGGAAAAAUCAAAGGACGUAAUUGCCUCUAGAUGUUCUGGCAGUCGACCACAAAAAUGUUUCUGGCCUGUGAGCUCCAUCUGUAUCUAAAACACUGGUACGUUUCAUUGAUAGCAUCACCAGUGUCCAUUUCCAGUGCUGACGACACGCAUUGGCGUCGGGACAUUAACGCCGGCGACGUAGGAAUUGGUUAUCCCGGCGUUGGGUGUCUCCUCAUAGGCCACGUUUUUAAUAUUCUGGCGAUUUUGUCAGCGGCCUGAGAUCCUGCAAAUUUUAGGGUCGACAAUCUCCAUGCUGCUCCUCUUCUAAUGGAAUUUAGAUGCCUGCGAUGACAUUAAUAUUGACAUCAAUAUGCAUAUAAGAAUACUUUUUUUCUCAUUUUUGUCUCUAAAUCUCUUGUAGUUUUAUCUAACAACAUAGAUUCUCACUUGUAAGCUAUCACAAUUACAAUC
Mangifera indica (mango) is the source of this 934-nucleotide messenger RNA. RefSeq names its product two-component response regulator ORR4-like. Gene Ontology annotation, biological process: cytokinin-activated signaling pathway; phosphorelay signal transduction system. Lineage: Eukaryota; Viridiplantae; Streptophyta; Magnoliopsida; Sapindales; Anacardiaceae. Bases 63 to 572 code for a protein of 169 amino acids. The record is from RefSeq and is a predicted model, not a curated record. The transcript is spliced from 2 exons.